GGUCACGGUGGGCCGUGGUUGAGAUAAUAAAUAGAGUAGUUGUUUGGAAUGGUUGGCAGGGGAUGGUAAGGUUAUUAUUCCCAUGGAAUAACUUGAAGUUUGUAGUCUGUAUGAUAAGACUGAGAUAUAUAAACGCCAGACUUGUUACGUAAAACAUGAAAUAUUCCUGCAAGGUGUCGUGUCUCCGCAAGCCUGACACCUGUUGAGUGCGUCUAAGACAGCAUGGCUGGGGAAUUAUUGAGUGUGGAGCACUGCUUGGAGAACCAUCUCCCUGAACAAGAACUGAAGGAGGUGAAGAGGAUCCUGUACGGCAGAGAACAUGUCCCCAUUGAAAUUCCUGAAGAGGCUAAAAGAUUGGCCCAGCAACACAACUUUGAGGUGAAAGGUUACCAGAUAACAGCCAAAAAGGAGGAACUCGCUCCUCCCAGAGUGGUUCGUAUUGGUCUUGUGCAGAACUCCAUUGCUGCUGAGACCACUGCACCUGUGGCAGUCCAGCGUUCAGCGCUGCACAACAAGAUCUCUCGCAUCACUGAGGCCGCUGCGUCAUGUGGUGUCAAUGUGCUGUGUUAUCAAGAGGCUUGGACCAUGCCCUUUGCUUUCUGUACAAGGGAGAAACAGCCGUGGUGUGAAUUUGCUGAGGAAGCUGACUGUGGACCCACCACACAGCUGUGCCAGGAGCUGGCACAGAAAUACAACAUGGUGAUUGUGUCACCAAUCCUUGAGCGAGACAGCAUCCAUGGGGACACCCUCUGGAACACUGCUGUUGUAAUCAGCAACAAUGGACAUGUGCUGGGCAAGACCCGCAAGAAUCACAUUCCUCGAGUAGGAGACUUCAACGAGUCUACCUACUACAUGGAAGGAGACACUGGCCAUGUUGUUUUCCAGACACAGUUUGGUCGUCUUGCUGUCAACAUUUGUUAUGGACGCCACCACCCUCAGAAUUGGAUGAUGUAUGGCGUCAAUGGUGCAGAAAUAGUGUUCAAUCCAUCAGCCACUGUUGGAGGUCUGAGUGAGCCUUUGUGGGCCAUUGAGGCAAGGAAUGCAGCCAUUGCUAACAGCUAUUUUGCUUGUGCCAUUAAUCGUGUUGGUACUGAGGUCUUCCCCAAUGAGUUCACUUCUGCUGAUGGCAAGCCAGCUCACAAAGACUUUGGUCACUUCUAUGGGUCAUCAUAUGUUGCUGCUCCUGAUGGCUCUCGUACCCCAGGUUUGUCAAGGAACAAGGAUGGACUUCUGGUUACUGAAGUAGACCUGAAUCUCUGUCGUCAGGUCAAGGAUCACUGGGGCUUCAGGAUGACCCAACGCCUUGAUCUGUAUGCAAGCUCCCUCUCAGCAGCCAUCAUGCCCAACUACCAGCCACCCAUCGUCAGAGACUCCUGCUAAGUGUCUAAAAAACUCAUCGGAAUAAUAGCUCAAUCAUCAAAUUUUCUCAUACAAAAUUUAUAGUUAUAAUAUUGAAGUAUUUUCUUGUAAGCCAUAUGUGCCUUUUUGAUGUGUGAUUUGAUACUUGGUGUUGAUGCAUACACUGAUUGUGAUCUUCAUAGCUGAGAGUUUAGGUGUAAAGGUUCACCGAGAUGAGCCAGUGACUGCUUGGCUCAGUGGGAACACUUGCCACUUCUUAAUGCUAUUUCAAGGCCAGCAAUUCCAAGGCCACAAAAUACACAUAUAUGGUAUUGGAAUGUAUAUUGUUUAUUCUCGCAAAGUAGUAUAAAAUAGAUACAUUAUAUUUAGUUAUAUUAUAUCUUUAUUAUGCUUCAUUAACUUUGCAAUAGUAUACUUCACUAAUGUUGAUGUUAUGAUAUAAUGAGUAUUAAGAAAGUGUUCUGCAUAAUUAAUUAGAGACCUAAGAUUAUUUUGCCAUUCAGUUUGUCGGUUACCAGUUGGUGUUAAAUGAAUCUUCCUAAAUGCAGGACUGACACACCAGAUAACUUUAAUUCAUCGGGAUAAAAUCCACAAAUGGUGCUAGUGUAAGAUAGUAGUUAAACAUUAUUAUUGAUGUGUUACAGUCUCCCAGGGGUUUAUGUGAGCUGUAUUUUAUUAUUUUAGGUUGGAUAUAUGAUAUCACUCAUGGAGAAGCUCAGGGGACCAUAAAUCUUAUUUUGAGCUGCCUGUGUCGCACAGCAGGUGGCAGGCCAUGCUUCUGGGGCAGUAAAAUGUUAACUUUGAUAUAUUGAGGGAAUAUAUCAAAGAAAUCACAAUCCAAAUAAUAAAAGGUCAUCUCCACCUCCAACUAUAUAUUGACAUUCCUAUUCCUCAUUAAGCACACUGUCCAUGUAUUAACCUUUCUGGGAUAUCUAUCAUUCCAAAUCUUCAAAUACAGCACACAAGUUAUAGUGGAGUGGAGGUAAGCAGUCUACAACACUGUGUAUUGAUGUUGUCUCAGUUGUUUUGUAGGUGCAUUGUAGUGAAGUUCAUAUAAUUGUGGCAUUCUUCAUAUUUUAAGAUAGGUUUCUCUUGGAAGAGUUGUGUAAGCUCCAAGACUUGACCACAAGCAAGUUGGUGUUUAUGUGAUAUAUGUUUACAACUGUAUGUGUUCAGAGGUCAGAAAUUAUCGUGAGACAGAAAUACAGGUUGUCUCAUUGAUAGAAAAUGAAGUAAAUGUGCCUUUAUAGUAUAAUUUAAAAAUGUCUAUUGUAUAGUCUUUAUCUUUGUUGUAUUUCAAAUUAGUAUGUUGAUUCUAUUUAGUGUUGUAAGAUGUUAUGCUCUUGAUCUGAUUGUUGAUUUAAUCUCAUAGUUUAUUUGCUUUAUGAUGUUUACAUAGUGAUGGAUUAGUUAGACUCCUGCUCAUUUGAUUGUCUUCCUCAGAAAUAUUGAAGAUCUCCUUAUCAAAGCUUCAAAUGAUAAAGUAUUAUGAACAUAAUUAUGAUAAAGUAUUAUGAACAUAUAUUUUUGACAUUUUUCAAACAAUGUAAUUUUGGACAAUAAAUUGAGUGGUUUAU
This is a messenger RNA of Portunus trituberculatus (swimming crab), 2936 nucleotides long. Its product is annotated as beta-ureidopropionase-like. The transcript is spliced from 10 exons. Gene Ontology annotation, molecular function: beta-ureidopropionase activity. The record is from RefSeq and is a predicted model, not a curated record. Lineage: Eukaryota; Metazoa; Arthropoda; Malacostraca; Decapoda; Portunidae. Bases 223 to 1380 code for a protein of 385 amino acids.